Molecule: messenger RNA, 867 nt
Organism: Fusarium sp. VM40
Lineage: Eukaryota; Fungi; Ascomycota; Sordariomycetes; Hypocreales; Nectriaceae
Source: the annotation of a GenBank genome assembly
AUGCAUUUCAUCGGCAAAAUCGCCCUCCUGCUUCUCACGUCCCUUUGGUCGUAUGAAACCUUUGCAGGUCCGAUAAUUAGACCCCCUUCAAACCCCAAGAAAGGUGAUAAGGUCAAAGGCAGACACAAACAGAAGUUUCUUAGCUUCAAAGGAACCCCCCGUCAUACUAUCGUUCAAGGUGGAGUCAAACUACGGAUUCUUCCAGUGGGUGCUUCCAUCACGGUUGGCUAUGAACGAGGAGAAGAGGGAGAUGGGUACAGAGAACGCUUGAGAGACAGCCUGUCAUUGAACGAGGUUGUCUGGGCCGGGACUGAGAGGAGCCCUGAAGGUGACAUGAAAGACGGUUUCUUUGCAGCGUGGUCAGGCAAAACAAUCCAGUAUAUGGAUAACCGCAUCGAGCCAUCCCUUGAACAACGUCCUAAUCUCAUCCUCGUUGACACCGGAACAAACGACAUGAACAGUAACCGCGACAUAGCGACCGAAGGGAACGACCCAGAGGCAGCAAUCGAACGGCUUAGACUGAUGGUGGAAGACAUGGUAGACAUGUGUCCUGACGCAACUAUCAUCCUUGGCAUGCCCAUCAACGUAUGCAACAAAAAGGAGUUUCACGAGCAGCGAAAGCGAAUAGAGGCCUAUCGAGGCCUUGUCGCUGAAUUGGCGGUGGAAUUUAGGGAACAAAAUCAUCAUGUGCUUGCAGCUGAUUUUGGCCCGUUCAAGGAGAGCUAUUUGGGUGAUUGUGUUCAUCCAGAAGAUAUUGGAUAUUUGGUUAUGGGGGACUGGUGGUAUGAUUUUAUUCACCAGGUCCCCAAGGGUUGGAUUCAGGAACCAGUUGGACCCGACCCUGUUCGUGGUGAGACUGGAGUCUGA